AUGUCGGCUGAGCACGAUCAGUCGGAUGAGGCCAAUCUGGACGAAUAUGUUGGGAUUCGGCAUACAUGGCUAGGCGUAGCGAUGAGCUCAGCCCCUAAUCCGUGGACCCGUGGAACGCCGCGCCCCGAACCGUCCGGGCCGAAGCGGGCGCUGAACACAGGAUACAAUGACCGAAUCGGAGAUAUCAUGCUUGUAUAG
Molecule: messenger RNA, 198 nt
Organism: Penicillium coprophilum
Lineage: Eukaryota; Fungi; Ascomycota; Eurotiomycetes; Eurotiales; Aspergillaceae
Exons: 2
Coding region: 1-198 (65 amino acids)
Source: RefSeq, a predicted model, not a curated record